AUGAACCCACAAAUCCUAAUUAUGUAUUUCCCCAUAAGCUGCUGGGGCGAGUAUGAGCCACCAAUGCAUUGCUGCGCUGCGGGUGUUGGGAUUCAGCUACCGUUCCACUUGAACUUCUCACAGUAUCAUCAGAAUGGUACAGCGGCCCCUGUCGACUGGGAAGCAGCUGCAAAGCAAUACUCUGCCCAUCGCGUACCGUCGCAGCAGCAAGAGGAGCAGCACCAACAAAAGGAAGCAAUCUCUGGGAAAAGGAAGAGAACGUCAAAGGUUUCCAAUUCCGUUGCCAAUGAUGCCGCUGAUGAAGACGAAGUAUUCGCUCCAGACGGAUACACAGAGAGAAGGGAUGAGAUAGGGGAGCUUCUCAAGCAAGCUGACCAGGCCCCUUAUUCCUAUGAAGCUCUACAAGCCCUCGUCUCUGCACUUUCUGCUGCUGACCCCGAGAGGCUAGACGAGUACGAAAGUGCUCUCGAGAGGCUUUUGUUUGAAUUUCCUCUCUUAUUCGGCUACUGGAAAAAGCUCGCCAAACUGCAAUGCGACAAAAAGGGAGACUGGAACAAAUGUGAAGAGGUGUUUGAGCGUUCUCUAGAGUUCGUUGGACACAACCCUCUUAUAUGGACGGCCUACUUUGAGUGGAUGCACGACUUCGCCUCUCUUCCUCCGCAUCUUAUCAGAGCCAGGAUGGAUCAGGCUAUAGAACGCGCAGGAGCACACUGGAAAGCGUGGCCUCUGUGGCAGAGUAUUCUGGACUGGGAAGAGGAAGAACUCUUUACAGCACGCGAGAAAAUAAUUUCAGCUGAGCAGGGAAUUUUCAAGGAAGAGCCUCAAGGCAGCGCUGUACAAAAGUUCGAAAACAAGUGCCAGGAGAGAGAAGCCCCCGAAAGUCUGACUGACAUCAACCGAGCGCGCAUGCAAACUGCGCUGGAAAGGCUGCGCAUGCUGUACUUCCAGCUGCUCCGCACGCCUUUAGAGGCAUCCGACUUGAGCUGGGAAAGGCUCAAGACUUUGGUUGAGAAGGGCAGUCGCAGCAGCAUCAAGAGUCGGAGGGGCCCUCGGCUAGGGGGAAACUCGGAGGGGCCCUUCGGGGAUGGAGGCAGCAGCAGCACAAAGGGGGGGGGCCCCUCCACGCUGUUUGACGUGUAUGAUCUCCUUGGCGAUGAGUUGCUGCCACAGCUGCUGCAGCGGCUGCAGCAGCAGAAGAGCACGACGCUUCAAGAUCUGCAGCUUGCUAUCGAUGCAGCAGCGACAGCAGAACAAGUUUCAUCUGCAGAUCCAGCAGCCGAAAGAGCCGCAAUCAAGGAAAAAGGCAAGCCCUCUAAUGCCGCGAUUGAUAAUGCUGCUGUCGCUAAGGGCAGUGCCUAUGCAAGACAGUGCGCUCCAACAAGUCCUUUGCUGUGCGCUGCCUGCAGUGUCAGCCUUGGCCUCCCUGAAUGCUGUAGACAAGGAGUGCUGGCAGCUGUUGAGGGAGUUGCUAGAUGCAACUUUGGCGCAGGCAGAACAGAGAAGACCCUUCGAGCGAGCGGUCAGUACAAGCAGCCAGCCAUAAACACACACCGAUGGUUUUGGCAUCCCGAUCCUCUCGCCCCCCGCCGCCUCUGUGCAUGGCGAGAGUACCUUGACUUUGAAGAAAAAAAUGCACCAGAGCGCCUGGACCUGCUGCAACGCCGCUGUCUGGAAGUGUGCGCCUGCUAUCCGGAAUUUUGGCUUCGAUGUGCUAAGCAAAGGAAACAAAAGAGCGUAGAUGACGCUUUAAGUCUUCUUGAGUUUGGUACGACAAAGGUUCUGAAGCGGCGGAGGGACAUGGCAUGCGUUUACGCCUCACAAUUGGAGGCUUGCGGCCGUUUCAAGGAGGCUGCAAGGGAAUUUGAGGCCCUUGUCAGGCCUCCCAUGGAUGCGGCUUCUCUCAAGUAUUUCGUGGCGCUGCUGCAAUUCUCUCUGCGGCAUCCUCCUGAGACAGCAACCGACGGCUUGAGUCACGCGUUGCUGCUCCUGCAGGAGGCAGCCGACAAGUACCGAGACAAUGCCCCCUGUGCAGAGCUGAUACAUCUCUACAGAGCCAAGUUGGUUGCUUUUCACGAGGGAGAUACCAAAAAAGCACUCUGCAUCCUGGCGCGAGCUCGAGAAUCGCUCCCCAAGAGCCUACCACUCCUGUUGCUGCAACUUCGACUGCAGCAACAGCAACACGCAGGAGAUCCGCAAAAAAUACUCUCUGCAUGCAGGCACCUCCUUUCUGAUGUCCUCUCCAACUCAGAUGCGGAUGUGUGGCUUCGGUGGCAAGUUCUAAAGCUGCAGAUUCAUCUCUGUGAGUUUUACGGCGCUUCCACGGAGACUCUUUAUGCCGCAAGAGAUGCAGCAACAGCCUUUUUAGAGAAGCACAAGGAAGAGAUCGAUGCGCUUUUAGCAAAUGUAGAACUGCGACGUCUCCCGCAGCAGCUGCUGCUGCCUUACGGAGAGAAGGAGAAUGAAGGUCCUACAGUAGCAGCAGCUUCAGCAACAGAUUGGUGCAACGGAGAAUCUCAAGCAAGCGCAGAGGUUAGUGUUUUUUCUAGCACACACAAGCUGCUAUCUCCCGCUGCUGCUGCUACUGCUGCUGCAGCUUCCCCAGCAGCAGCGGCAGACUCUUGCUCCUCUCACCCUCUAGCAUGGUCCUUUGACGCAGUCUCGCCAGCAGCAGCUUGCAGCCAUUCCAGCAGCACAGCUUGCUGCAGCAGGAACUGGAGCUCUGUCGCUAGCAGCUACAUCAGCACCCGUAACAGCAUCCCAAAGGAAGCAUCUUUCACGCCGUCUGCUCUGCUCAUUACGGAUGAUGGAAUUCUCCAGUAUCUCCACGCGUCAACCCCCUCUUUCGCCUCAGCAGCAGCUGCAGGUACUUCCGCUGCCGCGUCAGGUGUAUGUACAGCAAUCGCAGAACGCACACCUCUUUGGCCUUGGCGUGGAGCUUCAUGGCAAUCUGAAGACGUUUCAACAGCUCAUCAAAACGAAACACUAACAACAGCCAAAGCGACACCUCAAGCAGCGGCAAUCGCCAAAGCCAUAGACCCCUGCCGUCAAACUUCCCCUGCAGUCAUGAUGGCGUUGACAGCAUGCAUUCGCAGUGUCGACUAUUGGAGCAGCAGCAACCCCUGUAGCGUUCCAUGGGAAGAUGCCGCUGCUGCGGCUGUGUCUGCCUUGCACCUCGAUAGCAGCAUUGCUGCGAGGGAUCCUCUAGAGUCUGCCGAAGAGUCAUUUUCCUCGACUAUGCCCCAGAUGGACGCUGCUGUGCAGUUUUUGGCGGCGGAAGCUCCAGCAAGUGCAGUUUCUGAGGACUGUGCAGUGGAGGGUGGGGUUGUUUUGACAGCAGGGAUGGAUGCUUUUCUGACGAUCAACAGCAGUCCAGCUUCAACGGUUGCCUCUGACUCCGUGGCAGCAACUGAGGAAACUGAGACGUCGUCAGAAAGUCUCGCCGUAUCGUCUCCCCAGCGGCUGCCUGUCAAGCAGCUGAUAGGCAGACACAUUGCAGAAGCGGGUAGAGGCCUCUCCUUCAUGCGCAGUUUUUCCUUGCACAAUCUGCGUGUGGCUUUGGAGUGUGGAUCUCUUUGCCCUCCUGCUCCAGAGGCACUGAAGUCGCUCUCUUUCGGCGAAGUUGUUGGCUGUCUGUGCUACGAGGCAGCAGCAGCGUCUUUGGAGGCUGCCGUCUGCGAGUGGCAUCGCUGGCAGCCCCCUCCGGAAGUGCUUUUCGAUGCUGAAACGCCUACACCUGCUGCAGAUUCUUCGGCAAAAAGGCUUGGAGAGAAAGCUGCUGUACAAAAGCAGGAUGAUUCAGAGGCAAAGGCAGAAGCAGACAGAGCGCGUGUUGCACGUGUGCUGUGGGGGGUGGUGACUCCGUCGUCAUCGCAGACACAGAGGGGCGUCGAAGCAGGCAAAGGCGACGCUAAAGAAGAAGACAUCAAUCCGCAUCCAUUGCCACUGAGUAACUACAUAGCGAAUUCUAUGAGAAAAGUCGCUCGGCCUUUGGAGUGUAUGAAGUGGUAUGACGCCUAUAUUGCAUUCAGAAGGUCGCAGACUCAUGAGCCUCUAGUCCCUUGCUCUAGCCCUAUUCCCACCCUCCUGCGGCUCAGUUGUGUGCAAACCAUUCUACAGUACUGCCCCAAAGGGGCAGGGAGGAUACAUGCGGCUGCAGCACCGCUGCCACUACGGGUUGAGCGAAGGCACACAUUGCGAAGGGAGCAAUACAGCGCAGCCUUACGGCAUGGGAAGAGAGAAACAGUUGCACGAGAAGCUAAAACUACAGGGUAG
This is a messenger RNA of Cyclospora cayetanensis, 4272 nucleotides long. RefSeq lists its product as uncharacterized. Gene Ontology annotation, molecular function: protein binding. Lineage: Eukaryota; Apicomplexa; Conoidasida; Eucoccidiorida; Eimeriidae. Gene Ontology annotation, biological process: RNA processing; mRNA 5'-splice site recognition. The record is from RefSeq and is a predicted model, not a curated record. Gene Ontology annotation, cellular component: U2-type prespliceosome; U1 snRNP; commitment complex. The coding region runs from base 1 to 4272 and encodes 1423 amino acids. The transcript has 20 exons.